AUGUUUGCGCUACGACGGACAAUGGCUACGAUGAGCCCUCAGGCCUCGAUCCUGAAGCAGGCCGGCAAGGUGGUCUGCAUUGGCCGCAACUACGCCGACCACAUUGCAGAACUGUCCAAUGCCAAGCCCAAGCAGCCCUUUUUCUUCCUCAAGCCGCCGUCGUCGAUGCUGCUCCCCGGCGAAGGCCCCUGCGUGCGUCCCAAGGGCGUGGACAUGCACUUUGAGGUUGAGCUGGCGCUCGUCAUGGGCAAGACUGUGCGCGACCUGAAGCCCGACGACCUGACGGGUGCUCUGGAAGCCAUCAAGGCGUACGCCAUCGCCAUUGACAUGACGGCGCGCAACACGCAAAACGAGGCCAAGCGCAAGGGCCUCCCCUGGGACAUUGCCAAGGGCUUCGACACGUUCCUGCCCAUGAGCGGCGUGAUCCCCAAGGAGGCCAUUGCCGACCCGCACGAGGUCGAGCUCUUCCUCGAGGUCAACGGGCAGGUCCGGCAGCGCGGGUCCACCAACCUCAUGAUCUUCCGCAUCCCGCGCAUCCUCAGCGACAUCUCCAGGGUCAUGACGCUGCAGCCGGGCGACGUGGUGCUGACGGGCACGCCCGCCGGCGUCGGCCCCGCGGUCCCCGGCGACAAGGUCCGCGCGGGCGUGCGCGUCGCUGGUCGGGAGCUCCUCGAGGGCAAGAUUGAGGUCGUGGUGGAGGAGUCUACCAGGGACUACGAGUUUGCCGAGACGUAA
This is a messenger RNA of Cordyceps militaris CM01, 735 nucleotides long. Its product is annotated as 2-keto-4-pentenoate hydratase. Gene Ontology annotation, molecular function: acetylpyruvate hydrolase activity. Bases 1 to 735 code for a protein of 244 amino acids. The transcript has 3 exons. The record is from RefSeq and is a predicted model, not a curated record. Lineage: Eukaryota; Fungi; Ascomycota; Sordariomycetes; Hypocreales; Cordycipitaceae. Gene Ontology annotation, cellular component: mitochondrion.